AGAUCACAUUGUGAGGCCAUGAUUGACUGUAUUAGAGGAAAUACAUGGUGAUGUGUGUGUUGUUGAGGCAACGAGUGAUUAUUUUCAAUAUAGUUUAAAAAGUGUGAAAGAUUCAUAUUGGUAUUUCCUCAAGGCUUUGAGAAUUCCUCCAUUGGCUCUAGUUAAAAGCAGUAUGAACGUGGCCUGUAAAUAAAUAUGACUUUCCUGCUUGUUAUGUAGAAGAGGAUAUGGACUCGUAAUUAGGGUUGGGCAAUUAUUGCUUCACAACGCUAUCUCUCUGCGUACUUUCAUAGGACACCCCUAACGUAUUUUGGAAGGUUCCACUUCGGCCUGUUGAAGGGGUCAGGUACAUUUCCUCUUUAAGGAAGCAUUUAGGAGCAACAUUGCUACGCAACACACAGCAAUUGCCAGAAUAACUUCAGUUAAAUUUAGAACUUGGCAGCAGAGUAGGCAUAGGUUGGCAUUGAUCGUGUGAGAACUAACGUGUCGAAGAACUCCUAAAUGAAUCUGACUCUGUGCAUCAGUGUUUUCUACUUCUACCAUUAGACCUGCUUUAUAUUGAGGCUCGUUAUGAUGUGCACAAAUUGAUUUUAGGAUCAUAACAUGAUUAGCACUUAAUGUUUACAUGUUUACUGUUACACCAGUGACUGUUGUGAGCACAUGUUUUCACUCUGUAUCUCUCGUGUACUAUAUUUCUACUAUGUAAACACUGUGGAUAGUAUGGAUAUUCCCCUAUUGCUUCGCUUGAGAUCAUUGUACUGCUAGCAGUCUAGUAUAAAUCUGUGUCAGUGUUCAUUGUACACCAACUGAAAUCAGAUUGGAUUAAUCUUUCAGAAUUUUAUCUUUACUUCACUAUGACAUCCCUGAUACGCACAGCUAAUAAUAGUGCAGUAAACAAUGCAGUGAAAUUUCUACGGGAUACAACAGAGCUGUUUGAAGUUGAUUCUAUAGAAGAUGACAUUCCUGCGACAUCCAGAAAACAUCGGACAACCAAUGGUUCACCCUUCAACAGCAUGCCUCAGUCUUUACCAUCUCAUACCUGGAAAAAAUAUAGCAGUGGUUUGGAUGAAUUUCUGCUUCCGAAUGACAAUGAUUUCAGCCUUGAUUUAAGUGAUAGAGUAGGUGCAUUAGAAAGGACAGUACGCGAUCAGCUAGAUGAAAUAACUUGUCUUAAAACUGCCUUGGCUGACGUCGUCAGAAGAUUAGCGACAGUUGAACAUUCAGCUAAAAAUAACACGAGAGGGAUGCCACAAGGCCCAUUCAAAGUCAGAGAUGUACCAGGUUUAUUCAACUCAUCGCCCCUUCCAUCAAGACCUCCUGUACCAAGCAAUGAUAGACAUAGAAUAAAGAGGCCUUCAACACCAGAACCAAAGAGAAGAACUGCGUCAUUUGGAAACUCUGAUAAACAGAGAUUAAAGAGAUGGGGUUCAAAUGAUAGUGACACAUUCUUGACAGAUGCAGGUUCAUCAAGGAGAAGUGCCUCCCUGACGAAUCUAUCACCUAGGGACAGAAGAGGAUCCUCUGGUUCUACCUCUGGAGGAUUCCAAAAGGAGCCGCAGCAUAAUGCUGCGUCCCAUUCUACAUAUAACCAGGAGGAAGGCUACGUUCGCAUCUACCUAAGAGGACGCCCUGUAACCAACUAUCUUCCAUCAGACGUUGAGGAUUAUGAUAUCAAUGCCAAGCACCCUGCACCAACUGAGAAACUCAAACUUGACUGGGUAUAUGGGUACCGUGGUCGAGACUGCCGUUGUAAUCUCUACCUCCUUCCGACUGGUGAGAUCGUCUACUUCAUGGCAGCGGUUGUCAUCCUCUAUAAUGUAGAAGAACAGAAUCAAAGGCACUACAUGGGUCAUAAUGAUGAUGUCAAAAGCAUUGCAGUGCAUCCAGACAGUGUUACCAUAGCAACAGGUCAGGUAGCAGGUCACGAUGCUGCUGAGGGAAAGCCCCAUGUGAGGAUUUGGAGUUCUAUCACCUUGGAAACCCUUCAUGUUAUUGGUCUUGGAUUCUUUGAUAGGGCAGUAUGCUCACUCAGUUUCUCUAAAGUGAAUGUAGGUGUUCAUCUUGCAGCUGUUGAUGAAUCUAAUGAACAUGUUCUCUCAUUGUGGGACUGGAAGAAGGAGAAGAAAAUCUGUGAAACAAAGAGUUCUCAAGACCCAGUCUUAGCCUGUGAGUUCCAUCCUAUGAAUGAUGAACAGAUCAUCACACUUGGUAAAGGUCACAUUCAUUUCUGGAACACUGCUGGUGGAAAACUGGUCAAGAAAUCUGGUAUCUUUGAGAAAUAUGAUAAGCCCAAGUUCGUGUUGAGUCUUGCAUUCACUGGUAACGGUGAUGUUAUCACAGGAGACUCUAAUGGAAAUAUGUACAUCUGGGGAAAGGGCAAUACACGUAUCUCCCAGGCUGUUCUUGGAGCUCAUGAGGGUGGUAUAUUCUCUCUAUGUGUGAUGAAUGAUGGUCAGAUUCUCUCUGGAGGAGGGAAAGACAAGAAGGUUGUUCUAUGGACUGCAGACUAUCAACAAAGUGAAACCACUCAGGUCCCUGAGUCUACAGGACCAGUAAGAACUCUGUGUAAAGGUAAAGGGGAGAACUUCUAUGUAGGAACAACCAGGAAUGCCAUCCUCAGUGGGGAUAUGGGAGGAGACUUCAACACUCUGGUCCAGGCCCAUACGGAAGAGCUGUGGGGUUUAGCCAUACAUCCAACACAGGGUUUGUUCUUGACAUGUGGAUAUGAUAAGAAUGUCAUCUUGUGGGACUUUGAACAACACACACAAAGAUGGAACAAAUUCAUGGAGGAUGGAUGUCAAUCAGCUGGGUUUCAUCCCUCUGGUGAAGUGGUUGCCAUAGGAAUGACCAGUGGACGAUGGGUAGCCCUAGACGUAGAGAAUGGUGAUCUCUAUACAGUACAUACUGAUGGCAAGGAACAACAUGACAUCAUCAGAUAUUCACCCAAUGGAGAAUAUCUUGCAGUAGCUUCCCAUGAUAACUACAUCUAUAUUUAUUCAGUGAAAGAAACAGGCCGAAAGUACUCCAAAGUUGGAAGAUGUUCUGGUCAUUCUAGCUUUGUAACUCACAUUGACUGGUCAGCUGACUCCACCAAACUUCAGUCUAAUUCCGGUGACUAUGAGCUACUCUUCUGGGAUGCAGAAACCUGCAAACAGAUUGUUGGCAGCAAAGAAACAAGAGAUAUUGAAUGGGCAACAUUCACUGGCGUCCUUGGAUAUCCUGUCUGUGGCAUCUGGCCUGAAGGUAGUGAUGGUACAGAUGUAAAUACUACAGCACGAUCAGGAAAUGGUAAUAUCUUAGCUACUGGGGAUGACUUUGGAAAGAUCAGUCUCUUCAGAUAUCCUGUCAACCAUCCAAAGGCUGACUGCAAUUCAUUCAAAGGCCACAGCAGUCAUGUUACUAGUGUUGCAUUCAAUGAGGAUUCCACUAAACUCAUUUCUACAGGCGGACGUGACAUGUCAUGCAUGCAGUGGAGUGUUGUCUAACAUCAGCUACCGUUUGUCUUUAGAUAUAUUCAUCUAAGUUCCCAUAUGGUAUCUCAUGUAACUUAUAUUCAUUGUUCCUCCACUGUUAUCUUCCAACAUGCCUUAUAUGGGUUUUGCUUCAUUCAUACCAAGGUAGAAAUUUUAUCAGAGCGAUUGAAGUUGUAAGGUAGUAGGGACAGAGAGUUGCACAGAUUUGAUGGUAAUUUGACUAUUUAAGUUUACUGGAUGAGUAAUUACAAGAAAGUCUUCAAAUAUAAACAUUGUACUUAUGGCACUGUUUGUCUUUCACUGAAAUGCUUCACAAAACAAGUCAUCAAAGGAAUACAAUUAUAUCAAAGCCUUCUCAAUUGUUUUUGAUAUCUUCAGAAAGUCUAUAUAUUUAUGUGUUUGAUCGAAAUAUACCACAUUUGGUGAUGUUUCUACAAUCAUGAAUACAAUCAAGUUUAUUUGUAUUGUUUAUUAGUAAAUUCUAUAUAAAUAUCAGUUAUUUCUGUUUGUGGGCUCUCAUUAAUGUUAUAUGCAUUGCUUCCUGGCUUCAGUGAGGUGGGAUCCUUAACCCAAAUGGGAAAGUUAACUUGCCAUAACAAGAAAAAGGAUAAAAGUAGUUAUAGAGAGUAUGCAUUGGCAUUGCUGAAAGUGUUCAUUGGGUGUACAUUAUUUUUACCAUUUUCUUUUUCAAAAAGAUAUGGGGAAAGUAAUGAAAGAAUGUACUUGUUAUAUUACAGUCUGCUAUUCCAUGCUAAGGCUAUCUAUUUAGGUAAACACUUUACAGUCCAGCUGCUGACAUAUCGUUUAAUUUUUAUUUCUCGACUCAAUAGUGUUUUGUCCAGUCAGAUUGAAAAGUGGAAGUAAACAAAUUCUCUGUUGUAAUUAAUUCUUUAAAAGUAUUGGAAUUGCUUCCUAUUAUGAUAUGAAUUAUUUCUCUUUGUACUUGUCAAACCUAUUACAGAGUAAGGUUGAUCAAUAUUUCCAAGAUGUAAUAUAUGAGUGUAUGACACCAAUGUAUUGAUUGGAAUGGAAUCAUUCAUAAUGUUUGAGAGUAAAUACUGAAAAGAAUAUAUAUUUGGUUGAAGUGAUUUCACAGAGAUGAAAUAGAUCAGAAUUUGAUUAACAAGUGCUAUAGUGUGCAGUUUGUUGAAGUGUUUACACAAUCUAUAUUUCUCUUGCAUUUAACCAAUAUCCCAUCCAUAUCACAAGUGAAUAUGGAAGCAAUUCUGAAUAAUUUACAAUCAUUUCCCUUAAAAUUUUCCCUCAUAUCUUUUCUUUGACAAUGCUGUGUGGUUUGUUUAACCCAUUGAUGAGUAUGCAUACAUACAUUGUUAAACAUACCCACUAUUAGCCAACCAGAAAUACAAUUUUUGGUAAGUCUGUGAUUCAAGGCCUUGGUUAUGUCAAUCAUUGGGUUAAGGCAAACAAUUGAGACAAUUUUUUACAUAAAAACUGGUUAAUCCAGUCAAUUUACAAUCUGUAAUUGGAAAUAUAAGAAUGUAUGGUCUAGCUAUAAAAGGAAAUAUUUUAAAAUUCCAGGAUUUGUUGUGUACUGUAAUAAAUUUAAGGAAAACAGUUACAAUGGUUUUAGAGAUGUCAUGUGGUUUGUAUCUACCAUUUGUUACAGGGAGGUUCUAUGUGACAAGGAUAGGCUUUCUCCAUGUACAAUCUUGUUUGGAAAUUGAUAUAGUCUGACAAAAUAGUCUGAUACAAUCUGACAAAAUGUGUAAGGAAACGUAUUUGUAGAUAUGUAAAGUUAUAGAGAAGUAAGAAAACAUGGUGGUUGAAUUUGUAUGGCAAAGGAGUAGUUUUUUGUAUAGUCAUGUGAUGAAUGAAAUUCAAGUCCUUGAAACAUUAAGGAAUUAUAUUAUAUUGGGACGCAUGCACUGUUCAUUUUGUAUUUUUAUCGCAAAGAAAAAAUAUAUAGGCCCAGAUAACUGGCCGAAACAUGUAAUGUUCUUCGUAAAUACAAUCACGACUUCAUCUCUUUCUAAGAAAUAUUCAUGUUAAAAUUUUCACUCUUAUGAUAAAUGAUGAUAAUGAUGAUAAUAAUUAAACUUUGAAGUUUGAUAAGUUAUAA
Messenger RNA from Lytechinus pictus (painted urchin), 5553 nucleotides. Its product is annotated as 77 kDa echinoderm microtubule-associated protein. NCBI's taxonomy places the organism in Eukaryota, Metazoa, Echinodermata, Echinoidea, Temnopleuroida, Toxopneustidae. Gene Ontology annotation, biological process: microtubule cytoskeleton organization. Gene Ontology annotation, molecular function: microtubule binding. The record is from RefSeq and is a predicted model, not a curated record. The transcript has 22 exons. The coding region runs from base 855 to 3485 and encodes 876 amino acids. Gene Ontology annotation, cellular component: mitotic spindle.